Bactrocera oleae (olive fruit fly) is the source of this 850-nucleotide messenger RNA. RefSeq names its product Dolichyl-phosphate mannosyltransferase subunit 3 (gene Dpm3). Lineage: Eukaryota; Metazoa; Arthropoda; Insecta; Diptera; Tephritidae. Gene Ontology annotation, biological process: GPI anchor biosynthetic process. Gene Ontology annotation, cellular component: dolichol-phosphate-mannose synthase complex; endoplasmic reticulum membrane. The record is from RefSeq and is a predicted model, not a curated record.
CUGCGAUUAUUAUACUAAAUACUUUUAUAAAAAUCUAUUUGAAAUUAAUAUCAAAACAAAUCGCUUAACACAUACACAAACCGGCGCCAUCUAACGCCAGAACCCUCGUUAUUCACAAUAGACGCUAUGCCGUUGUUUACAAAUACAACGGCGGCCAUUAAAUAAAUACCGAAAACAGCUGAUUGCCAAUGUCAAACGCCACGCAAGUGUUGAUUAUUUACAUAUAUUCAAUUUUUACAUUCCAUUGAUUAAUAAAAUUUACCGGCAAACAAUGGUUAUGACGAAUUUACAACGUUGGCUUUUAUAUAUUGGACUCUUUGCGAUACCUUAUGUGGCCAUAGUGACCGGUAUAUUACGCGCACCUGUGCUUACCAAAUGGGAAUUGGAAAUUCAGCUGUUGCCACUUAUAUUGCUGGUGCUGGUUGGGGCUUAUUCGGCUACAGUGGUACUCUAUCGCACGUUUACAUUUAAUGAUUGUCCACUGGCAGCCAAAGAACUGCAAGAACAGAUUGAGCUGGCACGGAAAGAUUUAAAAGAGAGAGGUUUUAUAUUUCGCGAAUAACAAAUGUUUAUAAGCUGAUAAACUUUCCUUUAACUAAGUAUUAAGUAUAGAUGAAUACACGAUACAAAUAAAUGCAUUACUUUAUGAUUAGCAAUAUGAAAUGUUAGUUACUUUCUGCAUUAGAUAGUGGCAUCUGCACACACUAAUUGAUUUCAAACUUGUCUGACAGGUAGUUUAAUGAGCUAGUGUAAGCUGACAUGUAAGCUUAGCCAAAUCCGUUAUUACGCUGUAAAGACUUUCUAUUUUUAUCAAGAAAAUGCCAAACAUUAAAUACAUUAUUAACAUUAA